Molecule: messenger RNA, 414 nt
Organism: Phycomyces blakesleeanus NRRL 1555(-)
Lineage: Eukaryota; Fungi; Mucoromycota; Mucoromycetes; Mucorales; Phycomycetaceae
Exons: 5
Coding region: 1-414 (137 amino acids)
Source: RefSeq, a predicted model, not a curated record
AUGUAUCCCAUCUCAUUAAUUCAUUUAAUGGUGUUUGAAAACAAAGCAAAAAAAUCUUUUCACAAACAAGAGAUAAAAAUGAUUAUUAUGAGAGGUCAUGUCAUUCCACUUUCAAAGCUCGAUAUAGUGAUACUGGUGGAUUCAAAUUUUAUCACUAUUGUGGUAUACACACCACAAUUGAGUGAAGAACAGACCCCACAACCAAACACUGGUUCCUUCUUGCUAAUGAACCUGGCAAAGAACCCGUUGUCGAGUGAAAAUUCUAAAUUUUCACUCACUUUUGCUUUACGCGGCGAUGUAAAUUCCAAUGAAAAGAUUAGUCUAGCAAAAUAUCACAUCCCAACGGGUUCUCUAUUAUACGAAUUUACAAUGUAUCUUGAAUUACUAUUGAACCUGUCAGGAUCCUAUCCUUAG